AACAGAAUAUCGCUAUAGCUAUACUUCAAACGCACAGUUGGCUGUUCUUUGCUCACAUCAGCGGUCACGCGCCCUCUCCGUCGCUGCACAUUAAUUAUUCCCACAGUCUCCAGAUAAUAAUGCGCUUUUUCGCGGUGCCCGCUGUUUUAAUGCGUUUUCCAAGUUUUUAACAAAUAAUUCACUCUGUCUCGGGCGCGUGAUGCACCGCAAAUUGAAAGAUGGCGCGAAAGAGCUCUUGAGUCAGGUGCACACACCUCCUCCAGCAAGUACUACGCACUCAUCUCCGUCUGCCUCACACUGAAUCGUUUAAGGCGCACGGAAGGGAUAGGCGCAUAGUCUCAACGCGACAGCACGUUCAGCUCCUCUGUAUUAACAAGGAAGACACGCGAAGGACUGCUAUCCAUGAGCUCUCGUGUCCAGUGACCCGCUGGCGAUGGGAUCUGACCGGCAUACUGAUACGCUCCGCCAGCAGCGUCAGCAGCACCGGAGAGCGCGACAGACGCAAGAACGCCUCGCGCGCCACUUUGGUUUUCGUUAGACUUGCGUUUUUGUUUUUUGUUUUUUGCGUUUGUAGUAUUUUGAUGUUGGUCUCGUCGUCGCGCAUGCGUUGCUGUGUAGUUGAAUUUUCUGGAGCGCUUCUUCAGACUAAGUUUGGGCUGCUGCUUCUCGGUCGAUGAUGAGAGGGAUGCUGAUCGCUCGGGAUCACUGGCGCGCGGGGAUCUUGUGUCUCCUUGUGCUCGUGGCUUUGACGGUGGGUCGUAGUCCGCCAGCGCACAGUUUAAACGAACCAAGCAACAUGUCAUAUGUCAAAGUCACUGUGGAUAAACUACUCAAAGGCUACGACAUCCGUCUCAGGCCUGACUUCGGAGGUCCUCCGGUUGAUGUCGUUAUGAGUAUUGACAUUGCCAGUAUCGACAUGGUGUCGGAAGUGAACAUGGACUAUACCAUCACCAUGUAUUUCCAGCAGUCUUGGCGCGAUAAGCGCCUGUCCUACACAGGGAUUCCUCUCAAUCUUACUUUGGAUAACCGAGUGGCUGAUCAACUCUGGGUGCCUGAUACUUACUUUAUAAAUGACAAGAAAUCUUUUGUCCAUGGGGUCACAGUGAAGAACCGAAUGAUUCGCCUGCAUCCUGAUGGGACUGUGCUCUACGGCCUUAGGAUAACUACCACAGCUGCUUGUAUGAUGGAUUUGCGGAGAUACCCGCUGGAUGAGCAGAACUGCACACUGGAGAUUGAAAGUUAUGGCUACACCACAGAUGACAUUGAGUUCUACUGGCAGGGAGGAAGUUCAGUGACGGGGGUGGACAACAUCGAGCUGCCGCAAUUCUCUAUUAUUGAUUAUAAAACACUGUCUAAGAAAGCGGUGUUUGCCACAGGAUCAUAUCCUCGUCUGUCUCUCAGUUUCAAACUGAAGAGAAACAUUGGAUAUUUCAUCCUGCAGACCUACAUGCCCUCAACAUUGAUCACCAUCCUGUCCUGGGUCUCUUUCUGGAUCAACUAUGAUGCUUCCGCUGCAAGAGUUGCGCUAGGAAUCACCACUGUUCUAACUAUGACCACAAUCAACACUCAUCUAAGGGAGACUUUACCCAAGAUCCCUUAUGUGAAGGCCAUAGACAUCUAUCUGAUGGGCUGCUUUGUCUUUGUGUUCCUGGCCUUGCUCGAGUAUGCCUUCGUCAACUACAUAUUCUUCGGCCGUGGUCCACACUUGCAGAAGAAAGUGGCAGAAAAAGCUGCAAAAAGCAACAAUGAGAAGAGUCGCUUGGAGAGUAACAAAGUUCAGGCUGAUGUGCAUGGAAACAUUCCCCUGACAAACUUAGACCUGCGUCUUAGCGGGGCAGAGAUGUUAGGUGCUCUUGGGGACCCAAGGAACACCAUGUUCUCUUAUGACAGUGCCAGCAUCCAAUACCGUAAGCCCCUUACAGGUCGGGAACUCUACAGCCGGUCCACUGCCUCUGUCGAGAGGCCGAUGGCACGAAAAAAGAGUCGUCUAAGGAGGCGAGCGGCUCAGCUAAAGGUGAAGAUUCCAGACCUGACAGACGUAAACGCCAUUGACAAGUGGUCACGUGUCAUCUUUCCCAUCACCUACACCUUCUUCAACUUAGUAUACUGGUUGUAUUAUGUUCACUAGGGAGCAGCACUGACUCGACCCAGCCAUUCACACAUCAGGUCAGGCUCUCUUACCCUCCUUGUGGUUUUGACUGUCUUCUCUGUAAAUGAUUAAACUAUAAAGAAUAUAUCAUUUAAAUCUAUGUUAUAAUUUUUAAAUAAGACAAAAUAACUUAAAUAUGACUACCCGACUUUUAAAGCUGUUUAUUGUAGAUUAUGUCACAAAUAUUAGUUUAAAAAUGUCAUGGAUUUUUGCACUUUGCUUCUGUAGGACCAAUUUCACUGACAGCAGAAAGUACAGCUUCACAAAUGGGGAGAAAAAGGCUUUUCUUUAGAGAUGACACCUGCAGCUGUAGACAGGCUUAAAUCUUUAAAACAGCAUUUGGAAGUUGUUUUCAUCAUCCAUCUUGCAUAUAUUGGAGGACCGAAGGUCUUAAAGGGAUGUUCUUGGUUUAUUACAAGCUGUACUGACAACAUUUGUGGUAUACAUUUCAUUACAACAGAAAAUACUUUUAACUAAUCCCUCAGGUUUUAUAAUAAUUGGGAAAGGAAUUACAAAUCACUUUUGUCUGGUACUUUUAUACCCUGUAGAUUUUAUUAAAGAUUUAUCACUUUGUUUUACAACAAUGCAAGCAUUUAGGUAUUUUUUUUAGAAAAGCAAUAGUUAUUUAGUAUAGUGAAAUUGUUUCUGAGGUCAAUAUUACCCUGGCAAUAGAUUAGGAAGUUUAGUAAAAGUCUUUAAGUGUCAGCUUAAUUCUGUUUGGUAUUUGUGGUACUAGUAUUUAAAUGUGGUUACAGUAAGACACUUACAAUGGAAGUACAUGUGCCAGACAAUUAAAAUAAUAAUACAACAUAACAUAAGUUAGUCAUAUUGGCAUAACAUGCUGUGGUAAAUAUGGACGAUAUGCUUUUGGAAACAGUUGUACUCUGCUUACAUGGAGCAAGUUCCACCUGCAAGACUAAAUGUACAGUAUCAUAUACUUUUAUAGUUACUGAAGAUAAGUUCAUUUACCUCUAAUAGCAAUCCCUUAAAAAGUAAUUUCAUAGUUGGAGCUUAACUCGAAUGAAAACCUGGAACAUUCCUUUAAAAUCAAGACCUUCUCCCCCAGUUAAGACACAUCACAUACUGUAGAUUAUAGAGCUAUUAAGAGAUCAUUGUUUGGGUUACAGUAUUUAUAGGGCUUGGUCUAUAUGUAACACACUUGUUCUCUAUUAUCAAAUCUAGUCAGUCUGCCAGGAACGCAUGUCCUUACAUCAGCAUGGCGACACAUGAGGGCAAGCAGGAUAUGAGUUUAAAGUCCUCACAGUAUGUAAAUUUGUACAUUAAAACAAAUCAGGUAUUGAAAGAUGUAUGAUGUCAUCAUGUUUUUCUCUAUUUUUUCUUAGAAACCAACAAAUCCUGCAUAUUUCAUUAAUGGCAGCAGUUGAAUUUUAUACUGUAAAGCCCAAUAUCUAAAAUCAAGAUUCAUUAGCAAGAGGUUAAAAGACAAAACAGUUUCAGGAAAGUGAUGUAUUGUUUCCUAUUGUUUAGUAUUUGACUCAGCAUUCCUAACUUUAUUGCAAUCGAAAUGUAGCUAUGAUUUUAGAUACGGGCAUUGUUUUAGGGAUGUAGUUAUAACUAUUUAUAUAGGACGGGGUACCCAACCCUGUUUCCUGGAGAUCUAUCUUCCCGCAGAGUUCAGUUCCAACCCUGAUCAAACAUACCUGUCUGUAAUUAUCAAGUGCUCAUUCAGAUCCUAAUUAGUUGGUUCAGUUGUGUUUGAUCAGGGUUGGAGCUGAACUCUGCAGGGAGGUAGGUCUCCAGGAAUAGGGUUGGGCACACCUGAUAUAGGAAGUGACUUUCACAUUUGCAUUUAACUUUAAACUGCUAUUCACUGUGAGUUAUAUAUUAUCCAAGCUCACCAAAAUGGCUAAUAGGACUUAAUAACAAAUUAGAAUUUUCUUCUUAAUGGCUUAACUUGUGCCUUUUAAGAAAAAACAAAACAUGUAUUUUACAGGGUUUAACAUACAACAGCAGAGUAGAAAUAUUCUGAAUGGAUUUCCACUUUUCUAUAGAACAAAUAUUACUUAAGGGUGCCACACAUAAUUAAAAAUAAAGGUACUUUCAAGGGCUUUUCCAAUGCCCUGCAUUAAUAUUCUGUAUAAUAUUAGAAAUACAUAAAAUGCGUUUGGCAUGUAAAUAAAUUGCUUGCAUUGCAACACUCUUUUUUUGGGACAUGAGCUGCUCAGUUUAUUGUCCAGGAGUGAAUUAACUUUACGAAAUUCUCCAUUAAUGCUAAUCAAAGACUGGCAAUGUAAAAACAAAGCAUAUUCACACGCUCCAGCCAGAAUCAGCAUGAAUACACAAACAUGUACACAUAAAAGUGAAGUUAUAUUUAACUUUUGAUAGGCCAUCUAUCAUUCAUACAUGGUGUUUUGGCUUGAGAUGCCUACAACAGCACAUGCCAAAAAAAAAAAAGGAUUUUUAAAAACAGUAUCCUAUUAUCUGUGUAUGAUUUCUGUAAUUGCACUCAUGCUAUCUGUCAGUGCACUUUCAUGCAGAUGCGGAGAGUUUUGAAGGAGAAUAUACUGUUACUGAAUGAGACAGAGUGUUUGUAUUUGAGUUUAUGUAUUUAAGCCUAGGACUGCAACCACAGUUGUUCUUAAGGAUACUUCAUUUUAAAUCAUAGACAUUUUGAAAGAAUUCAAAUAAAAUAUCUCACCAAGCAUAAUGUGAAGAGCUGGUUUUUGUACUCGAUUGCUUUUUUGUUGCAUUACCACAUGGCAUUGGUGUUUUUGUGAGCUGGGAUGUCUAAUAAUCAAUGACGGACACUGAAUUAACUGGGUAAUGAAUAAAAAGGGUUAAUUGUUCUCAUAAACCAAUCACCCUUGGCUCUACAGGGAAUGGACCUAUUAAGAUGAUCUGACAGUAAUGAAGACAGAAUUCCAUUCAUACAACUUACUUGAUUUAAU
Molecule: messenger RNA, 5058 nt
Organism: Cyprinus carpio (common carp)
Lineage: Eukaryota; Metazoa; Chordata; Actinopteri; Cypriniformes; Cyprinidae
Product: gamma-aminobutyric acid receptor subunit beta-1-like
Exons: 9
Coding region: 674-2128 (484 amino acids)
Biological process (GO): signal transduction; chemical synaptic transmission; monoatomic ion transmembrane transport
Cellular component (GO): neuron projection; synapse; GABA-A receptor complex
Molecular function (GO): extracellular ligand-gated monoatomic ion channel activity; GABA-A receptor activity; neurotransmitter receptor activity
Source: RefSeq, a predicted model, not a curated record